Mercenaria mercenaria is the source of this 7205-nucleotide messenger RNA. RefSeq lists its product as uncharacterized. Lineage: Eukaryota; Metazoa; Mollusca; Bivalvia; Venerida; Veneridae. Bases 19 to 2757 code for a protein of 912 amino acids. The transcript is spliced from 2 exons. The record is from RefSeq and is a predicted model, not a curated record. Gene Ontology annotation, cellular component: membrane. Gene Ontology annotation, molecular function: G protein-coupled receptor activity. Gene Ontology annotation, biological process: G protein-coupled receptor signaling pathway; cell surface receptor signaling pathway.
GCAGAACCAAUUCUUCCCAUGAAAAUGAGUAGCUUAAAAAUUCUCUUUACAUUUGUUUUUAUGAUAAAUGGACAAUUAAAUACAUCAGGAGAUAACAAUGUCAGUGGAAACAAUAUAAUAAAAAGGAGGACAAAGGAAUAUUUAGAGCUUUGUCCUUACACAGACACUUGUUACACUAACGUGUCAAAACCGGAUGAAAUUAUAUUUGGAAUGGCUCUACCGUGUUGUAACCCGUGUAGAUGUGAUAUAGACUGUGGACGGAACUGCUGUCCAGAUAUAUCAGUGGAUUUCGAAAACGAAGAAAAAAUCUAUGAAGCUAAAGAAAUACACCAAUGCGUCGACGCACAAUAUAGACCUUAUGAUACUAGAAUAUCAAAUGGACGGUCUUUUGAAAUGAUUUCAAAAUGUCCGUACAAAUAUAACGAUACUGAAAUUGCAGCAAAAUGUGCACGAGAGUAUCAUGCUGUAUCGUUUGAUGUGCCGUUAAGAUAUAUUCUUCCUGUAUACGAUAACUUGACUGAUUCCAUUUACCAAAAUAUUUUCUGUGCUAUUUGUCACAAAGUUGAGUUGGAUAGUUUAGUUUUUGGGCGUAUAAGUAUUGAAUGUAAAGUUUCAACAAGAAAUAUAACAUAUAUUCGCGACUUAACCGUUAUACCAGACCUAGGAGACGAGGACGGUUGCAAUGUUUUGUUUAAAAUACCAGAAGAAAAAAUCGACGCGAUGCCCUGGGCGAUGAAAACAUGUGACAGGACAUUUAUUGAUCGUUGUAAUGUUACAGGGCAAUGGCAGUCGUACGAUAGUCAUUUGGAGGAGGCUUGCUUAUCAUAUGAAUCAGUAUACAGCAAUUUCAGGAAUGUACAUUGCUUGUUAUGCAAUAGCUUAAAUAAAAGUGAAGUGAAGCGUACAUGUCAGUACCCAGAUUUCUAUUAUGAUUAUACAAUCACUGAAAGGAAAAUGUUUAAUUUCAUUACACUUCUCAACUGGAACACAAAGGAAGACGUUGUUCUCCUUGGAAACACAAAACAACAAACAAAUUUAAAUGAGCAAUGUCUGCAAAAUAGUUUAUUGGAUCCCUUGAGGAGAGAAGACUGGCUGUUGCAAUGCCCCCGUGGAAUGGUGAUGACAAAUAGGAUGUGCUUACCUCCACACAGAUUUAUAUCAUCGGAUCUUCUGAUGGAAAUAAACCUUUUUCUUGAACCAUACGAUGUUCAAAAGCAAGACAAACUCGCGCUGAAUAAAAUGAUUUCAGUUAUAUUAGAUGAAAUUGAGUUGAAGAAGUCAUUGCUGAUCACAAGGAAUGUAGAGCUGCAAAACAUGAAAUGUUCUUUAAAAUUCAAAACAGACUUAGGUGGGACAAAUCCUAAAAGUAAAGUUAUUGCGUUAGAAUCCGUACAAUAUGUUAAAGUUAACAUUCAAAUUUUGAUUUAUAACGCAGAGGAAGAUUUAUUUGGAACUGUUCUUGACUUCGCACUGGUAUUUACCAACAUUUCAAGUAUCGGCAAUGUCUUCAAAGCUUACUUUCAUCAUUUUGACAAUUUCUUUAUUGAACAACGCCCGCUAAAGUCUAAUUGUGUAAAUGUUCCAAAUCUACCUCUGUUUCAACUAUGUCUAGAAAACAAAAUUCCAAAAGAAAGGAUGCUGUAUUUUGAGGUUUUACGCAAACAAGAGACAGUAUAUGUGAAUGAAUCAUAUAUAGAAAUUAGCUUGGAACAAGAACCUUUUUGCCCGAGAAUCGCUCUUCCUAAACUGACGUUCAUGAAUUGUAAUGAGUCUGCAAUUUACACAAACAAUUUUCUUUCUACACGGCUUACAGAAAAUGAAACACACAUGUUCUUUUGUCAUGAAGACUUUUUUCAACAUCUGGACAGUCUUCACACAAACCAAGUCAUAGUCAACCAGAAAGUAGAGUCAGGGGUUAAUAUUCGCGGCGGAGUAACUUAUUUGACCAUUGUUUGUUUAAGUAUUUCAUUGUUGUCUCUUGUGUUGACACUUACAGUGUAUUCAGUCUAUCCAGCACUACGGUCUUUACCAGGACUUAACAACAUGGCUUUAGUUACAAGUUUGAUAAUUUUUCAGGCAAUAUCAUUGGUGAGUACUGUUACAAAUAUCAACAUUAGUUGGCUUUGCAGUUUAUUUGGUGCAGUUCAUCACUUCUCUCUAACUUUAUCUUUUGCUUGGAUGUUUGUGUGUACUUUUCAUAUGAUGAAGGUAUUUGUUAAGAUCAGAAAUCGAUCUGUUGGCAGGAAUGACUUUCGAACCUUUGUUUCGUAUAUUGUUUUUACGACAAGUGUUUCGCUAUCGACUGUUUCCAUAACGAUUGUUGUUGCAGCUGUUCAGUCUGAGGGCGAAGACAUAGGCUACGGCGGUGCCACCUGCUACAUCAAGGAUCCAGCUAAUGUUCUAUUUCUUGUUGCUUUACCAGUUGCUAUAGUGGUUUUUGCCAACAUUUUUAUGUUUUGUGUUGUUGUUUUCAAAAUACAUAAACAUCCGACACUUUCCUCUUCCAAUCCAAAAGAACGUCACAAUAUAACAAUUUUUGCGAAGUUAUCGACGAUAACUGGGAUGACUUGGAUCUUUGGGUUCAUUUAUAUUUUUACUCAGGUUGAAACAUUUGCAUACAUUUUCAUUAUUCUCAAUGCCGGACAAGGAGUUUUUAUUAUGCUUUCAUUUGUUUGUAAUCGAAGGGUAAUAAGCUUACUUUGUAAAACUAGAUUCAGGAGGCAGCUGACAAAGCAGACGACAAGCACGGGACUCUAGAUUGCAUCUUUUUUAUAUUAUUAAUAUGUUAUCAAAGGAUUAAGUACAUUAUUGGUUAAUCAUGCAGAAAGCACAUAACGUGGCAAAAUAGAUGAUUUCAUUGAUUGUGCGGCGAUAAACAUAGUUUACCUUGUUUAAUCGAGUAAGUAAGUAAAUAAGUAAGCAAGAAAGCAAGCAAGUAAGUAAGAGGGUGAGAGAGUUAUGAGUGAGUGAGUGAGUGAGUGAGUAAUAAAGUAGGUUAUCUUUACUUUAAAGGAUAGAACAAUGUAACGAAAGGUCAUACGAGCUUUUAACCGACUAUUAGUUCAUUUCCAUACCUGCAGUACUCUAGAGAGUGGCAAGCCUGUCAAACAUUUGCAGCAUUACCAUUCCAGAAUGAAAUCAUGUUCUUGAAUUGAUUGAACUUUUCCACAUCCUAGAUUCAUCUGGCAGUGAGGUCUGGGACUGGAUCAGCAUAUCUGAAACUGUUUUUACCAAACUUUGCGGUCUUUACAUUUGGUAUUUGUAAAAUAUAAGUACAUGUAGAAUUAUAAAAUUUGUAUCUUUUACAAAUAAGAGAGUCAUGGCUAAAUUAUUAAAGUUUUUAAAGGUUUCUGACGCUGUGAGUCUGGUUUUUCGUUUAUGCAAACAUUGUAGCUUAGCAUUGUCCAACAGAUCUUGAAAAGUGGUACGAGCUCCUGUAAAAGAUUCUGUCAUUGGAUUCGGAUUUCUUAAGUGCUACGUUUAAUCAAAAUUAUUUUUUAUUACAAACAUUCAAAGUAUCCGGGGACCUCCGUGGACGAGUGGUUAAGGUCGCUGACUUCAAAUCACUUGCCCUUCAUCGAUGUAGGGUCCAGCCUCACUCAUGGCGUUGAAUUCUUCAGGUGAGGAAGCCAUCCAGCUGGCUUACAAAUGGUCGGUGGUUCUACCUAAGUACCCGCUCGUGAUGAAAUAAUGCACGGAGAGGCAUCUGGGGUCUUCCUCCACCAUCAAAGCUGGAAAGUCGUCUUAUGACCUAUAAUUGUGUCGGUGUGACGUUAAACCCAACAAAAUAAAUAAAUAAAUUCAAAGCAUACCCCUUUUACCGAAACACAUUUUUGUAACCUUUUUACCUAAUCGCGAAAAGCAGAUAAAUAGUAUAGUCUUCGUUUUGUAUCUGCUUGAGACACUGAUAAUUGGCGCUGCAAAGAGAAGACAUAUUUCUUUCCAAAAAGUAUUUUCUUAAGCCUUGGAAAUAAAAAGAGUCACAGGGACUUAGAUCAUGUGAAUAAAGCGGAUGGUUUACAAUUUUCACCUUUUCAGAAGGCAAAAAAGACUUAACAAACACGCACUUGUGAGAGGAGGCGUUGUCGUGUAUAAGAUGGACUCCUGACCAUUCUUUGCUCGGACGUUUCUUAUUGUAAAACUUUUUCACUUUCUUCAGUACAGAGUUCCUGUAACUGUAUUACCAGAUGGACAAGGCACUUGAACGAUUGGCCCACUAGAAUUGAAGAUAAUUGCGUACAACACCUUUUUCGAACUUAUAGUUCUUUUGGCAUUAUAGGGGCGUUUUGUUUAUCUUUUCGCUUCCAUUGCUUAUUAUCAGCCAUUCUCUGUGGCUCAAACAUGUGCACCCAGGUUUCGUCACUUGUUAGAAAGUUAGAACUAACCCGACUAUCACAGCCUUUGUAUGUUUUCAAACGUUCCCGGGCACAUUUUAGACGUUGUUUCUUUUGCUCCUCAGAGAGCAAAUGAGGUACCCACCUAGUGCAGAAUUGUUUACACACUGCCUUCUGAUAUGCCAGUACAACUCGCUAUAUCUUUCAAUCGCGCAUCAUGUUCGACCAGAGCUUUUACAGCAGCGAUGUUUGCCUCGGUAACAGAGGGUCUAGGCCUAACACAAAAAUGUGAAACACAUUUUGUGUACAUAACUCAUAGGUUGUAUAUAUUUUAGUAGCUAUUCUAGGCUGAUAACGAUUAUUAGCGGACAUCCCCGAAUAUGUAUCCACUAUUAUUUGUUGAAAGUGCAAGUCUCUUCAUCUUCAUUUUGACGACAAUGACACCAAUCUCAUCUUAAUGCCUUUUGUCUUCAAAAUAUAUAUCCGAUCAGGAAUUGAACCACCAGCCUUUCAAAACUGGUAUCAUAGGCCAACGCCUUACACUACUCUGCCACUUUCAAAUAGGUUGGAAAUAGGGUAUGUUUUAUUAAAGUUAGCUUAGAGCAGGAUGAAGUAAUAGCGACUUUGUUAUAUUUAAUUUGAAAUGUGUUUAAAUCACUUGAUUUCCGGCGUUUAUUUCUGGCUGCCGUGCAAACCAUAGAAAGACGUCUCCCUGAAAUGUUACAUCUUUUUUUAAUUCGUUUCUCAAGUGUUGCUUGAGAUAUGGAGACCCAGUAAUCGGUAAUCGCAAGGUUUUAGCUUAUAAUGUCCGUUUUACAUAUACUUCAGCCCUGUUUUAUAUCCCGAACAUAAUAUUACUUAAUAUAGGCACCCUUGAAUAUGUUAUAUUACAAAAACUUUGGUUUCAUGGUUUAAUUAUGAUAUGAAACAAUAGGCUAAGGCAGGUGUAUUAAAACUGUCAGUGUGAGGGAAAUGGUGUCAUAGUAAGUCCAUAAUACAGUCUUUGUUAUCCGGGUUUCCAGUUUGAAAGUAAAACAUAGUAAGAAAUCGCCAGAGAAACGUGUCACUGUUUAAAAUUUUCUUGAUCAAAUUCUGUAUUUGGAUGCGUUCAAUAUACAGAACAAUACUCGGAUCUUGAUAUUUACUGAUACAAAUUAUGUGAAGUACUUUCUAUUAUUCUAUUGUUUGUUAAUAAGCUAAUUAGUGGGAAUCUUUUUUUUUUGCAUUCUGCUAUUUAUAAAUGUUGUUUAACUUUACCAUUAACAUUUAGCAAGAAAAUAUUUGCUCAUGUAUCUUUGAAAAUAUGAUAACCACAUGAAAUAGGACUGGUCCAAAACAUAACUUUUAUCAAUAUGUUCUUAAAGGAACUUCGUAUUUCCUAGCUUCAUUUUUUAGUGUUUUUUUUUAAGUUUUAGGUAUCUCGGUGCUUCUUUGGAUCAUAGUUUAUCAGGUGAUUCAAUGGCUCGUUCGGUAUUAAAAAUGCCAGGUUAAGGUUAAAAUUUCUGUACAUGAAACGUGUAUGCCUCAUGCUAAAAAACUGUUAGUAGUGUUCCACAUUUGUGGUUUAAGUAAAAUAUGAAGAAAACAAAAACACUGCAAACAACCCAAAAUAAGUUAUUAAAGUUUGUUUUAGAUUUGAGUAUCUCGGUGACUAUUUUGAUCAAUCAUGUGAUUCAAUUGCUCAUUCGGUCAUUAAAAACGGCCAGCUCAAGGUUAAAAUUUCUGUAUAGGAAAUGUGAAUGUCUCACACAGCAUACUAAAACACUUCAAAUAAAGUUUCUCAUUUAGUGUCGUUUUGAUUACGCCUGUAGUUUUUGGUAUUAUGGUUUAAGUUAAAUGUGAAGAAAAACACUGCAAACAACACAGAAUAAGUUAUUAAAGUUUGCUUUAGAUUUAGAUACCAGGUCUCAUAUUGGCCCUGCGGAGUUGAUAUCUUUAAUCUGGUUUCCUACAUCCAAACGAGUUGACCAAAUAAUUCUGACUCAAGUUUUAAGAUAGUAGCAGGUACAGCGCCCGAUUAUAUGUGUGAGCACUUUAUCUCCCCAAAGACUAUCCACAGCAACAAUACAAGAUUCUGAGAAAGAGAGGCUCAUUCACAGUUCCAAAGGUCAAAGGUUUCGGGAUCAAACCUUUUGCCUACAUGGGUUGUACUCUAUGAAAUGGGUUACCGUCCACAUCUUCACGUUGCUGUCAGAACACUUACUAAGUCAACUACAUGUAUAUUUUUUUAUACAUAAAUAAUGUCCUGCGUAUUUUAUGUAAUAUAAUAUUUUUUAAAGGUUAGAAAAUAUCUUAGGUAAAUGCAUAAAAACAAUGUUAAUCAGUUCUUCUCAUAUCUGAUAUGAGAUGAUAAGUGUUUUAAACCAAAUAUUUAAUUAUAAUAGAUUUUGCUUAGAUUUUCAUGAUUAGGUCUUACACUCCCUGUAUUUGCUGUUUUCUUCACAAUAUGUAACAUUUACUUUCUUUAGAAUAUGUAAUAAGAUUAACAUUGUUGUUAUGUCUCAUAAGUGUUAAUAUGUAAAUACUUAACAUAGGCCACACAUGCCAGAAUAAUGUUUUCAGGUCAAAUGUGAUAUGGGUUCAAUAGGAAAUAUUAAAAGUGUACAUGGUUUUAUCUUGGAUUCUUUUUUAACUAUAUAUGAACAUUUUAGAUUGCAACAGGAAAUACUUUGUGCUUCUCUUAAUAUCACUUAUUCAUUGAAAUAAGAAUUGUGUUUUAAAAGAUGAUAGAAUAAUUAUUUUAGAAAUAGUUUCAUGUAAUUCAGAUUUGAAUGUCUCUGUGCACUUUACACUGUUUUAUUAUGUAUAUGUAAUUGGUGUACAUUGAUGAGACGUAAAUAAAUAAAUAAAUAAAUAAAUUUAUGAAUACUC